This is a messenger RNA of Daphnia pulicaria, 1830 nucleotides long. Its product is annotated as translation initiation factor IF-2-like. The transcript has a single exon. NCBI's taxonomy places the organism in Eukaryota, Metazoa, Arthropoda, Branchiopoda, Diplostraca, Daphniidae. The coding region runs from base 1 to 1830 and encodes 609 amino acids. Gene Ontology annotation, molecular function: zinc ion binding; nucleic acid binding. The record is from RefSeq and is a predicted model, not a curated record.
AUGACCGACAACCGACAACCCAAACUGGAGGUAAAUAUAAAAUCAGACUCACCUUCAAACCAAGUGGUCCCGAAAGACAGCGUAGAAACAAAGCCAGAGACAGAACUGCGGAGAUCACAAAGGCCAAGCCAAAUUGCAGGACGUCUACAGCAAUUAAGUACGAGAAGUUUCGAACUCAAACACAAAGUACUAAAGCUUAAAGAAAAGCCAAAAAGCGAUAAAAGAGAAGCAAAGAUCGCUAAACUAGAAAAAGAAAUAGCUGGCGUCGAUAAAGAAUUCAUCGACAUAUACGAAAGAAACAAAACAGAAAUCCCGGCAUUCGACAAAAGCCUUUCAUCAACCCAAGAAGAUUACUCAUCCGAACAGACGGAUACAGAAGAGGAAAUGCCUAAUACCCCAACACCGUCGCCAGGGCCACCAGGCCAACAAGGACCGCCAGGCCAACAAGGACCACCGGGACAACCGGGGCAAGAUGGCCAGCCGGGGCAAGAUGGACAACCAGGACAACAAGGCGCUCCAGGGCAAGUUGGCCAGCAAGGACCUCCAGGCAACCAAGGACCUCCAGGCAACCAAGGACCUCCAGGCAACCAAGGCCCACCUGGACCCCAAGGACCUAUUGGACAAGUAGGCGCCGGAGGAAUCGACCCAGGAGAUUUCCGAACAUUUUCAGCAGCCAUGACAACGGGAAUGCUAAAUCUAGCAGCCGUCAAUUAUAGAAAAGAUAUUCCAGAAUUCAGUGGCGACCUCGACGACAACACUACAUUUGAAAGCUGGCUAAAGAAAGCAAACAGAGUUGGCGUAGAAGCUGGAUGGACCGAAGAUCAGAAGUUGAAAUUUUUCCAGUCCAAACUAAGGAGAGCAGCAGCUGCAUUUAAUAAUUCGCUAGGAGUAAAUAUCAAAGCGAACCUUGCAGCGUGGACAGCAGCCAUGGAAGCGGGAUUCGAUGACGCGACGAUACAAGAUAUGAGAAGGGCACAACUCAGCAAGAUAGAGCAGAAAUUCAACGAACGCAUACGAGAAUACAGACACCGCAUCGACGAGCUAUACAAAUCGGCCUACGGAAGAGCAGCCGCAGAAAGCCAGGACGCUGAAGUAAUUCAACUAAGAAACGCUGUUAAAAAGGAGGCUUUGUUGAAAGGAAUGCGCCUAACUAUCAGGACAAGCCUAUGGAAUAGCUUGAAAGCAACGGAUACUUACGAAGAAGUAGUGGAAAAAGCACAAGUAUGCGAACAAGUCGUGGACUUGCGACGCCUGACAGAGGAAUCAGAAGCCCAUAAAAAAGCGGAGCAACAAGAAAACGAGAAAAACAAAAAUCCCGAAUUGCAACAGAUUAUGCAAGCUAUAGCUAACAUACAGUUGUCUGCUGACUCCGCAGGUGUAGCAGCAGGAACGGUAGCACACAUAUCCGAACAGAAGCAAGAGGGAGAGAAACAAGUCCGUUUUUCCGGAAGGAGCAGAAGUUACAGCCCAAGAUAUAGAGAAAGGCAAAACCCGGAGGACGUGGACGGACGCACGCGGUAUUACCCGCUGGGACAAAGAUCGCAAAGUAAUAACGACUGGAGACAGAAUCGCCGUCAAGGAGCACAAGAAACACAACCACAAAGGAGUAAUUCGCUAAAUCGUACUCCAGAAAAUUGGAAUAACCAAAGGAACGGAGGGUUCCCGGGAGGACUUGAAGACAGAACCUGUUUCUUUUGCAAGAAUAAAGGACACAUAAAAAGAGCUUGUCGCAAAUACCAAAGAUGGCGCGAAGAAAAUGUGAGAAGAAAUCAAGCUCCCAGAGACCUAACCAGGAGACCGUUCAACAACUACAAGAACGUACGGAAAUAA